Messenger RNA from Salvia miltiorrhiza (redroot sage), 2550 nucleotides. RefSeq names its product LEAF RUST 10 DISEASE-RESISTANCE LOCUS RECEPTOR-LIKE PROTEIN KINASE-like 1.2. Gene Ontology annotation, molecular function: polysaccharide binding; protein kinase activity; ATP binding. The record is from RefSeq and is a predicted model, not a curated record. Gene Ontology annotation, biological process: protein phosphorylation. The transcript is spliced from 4 exons. NCBI's taxonomy places the organism in Eukaryota, Viridiplantae, Streptophyta, Magnoliopsida, Lamiales, Lamiaceae. Bases 524 to 2470 code for a protein of 648 amino acids.
UACUUAAUUAUUGCUAAGGUUGAAUUAUUUUCUUGUUAGGAUUGAUUAUAUACUCUGCUAGAAAUUUAGGGCAGGUUUACUGGAAAUUGGUUGUGCAAAUUACAAGAUUAUUAUAUACUCCACUCGACAGGAAUUUAGGGCUUGCUUUCUGAUUGGCUGCGAUUUAAAGAGAAUGUUUUAACCUUGAAAGGGCGAAAAGUCGGGUAUUAAGAAAGAGGCGUCAAAACGGCGCCGUUUGGAUAGCAGUGCUAGUCAACUACAUAGUGGGGGAAAGUCGGAAAGUUCUGCGUUAUUGGUUCACCUCCAAGACCAUUUCAACACCCACUGUUUACGAAUUUUUAAAUACAAAGAAAGUAAAAUAUCUAUCCAAAAGUCUCCUACAAAAUUUCUUCACCAUAGUCCAUUAACGUGUUUGAUCGAAACAAUUGAAUUGUCAGAACCAAACUAGAAAAAUUAAACACAAGUAGAUCAAGACAUAACUAGUUUCCAUUUCUCUUUCAAAUUAAGCUUCAUUUUUUUUUACAUGGAUCAUGUCAUCGCGCUCUUGCUUUUCUUUCUCCCUUUUCAUCUUCUUCUCUUCAAAGCUGCUCAUUCCAAAUGCCAAGAAUCCUUUCCGUGUGGAAAUUACAGUCUGAGUUUUCCAUUUACUAAAGCUGAUAAUUCGGGCUGCGGAUUGAUCACCGUUGAUGGUUGUGAUUCCCAUCCUCCAUAUCCAGUAAUUCAUUUAGGUGGUGGAAAUCUUGGUUAUUAUAUUUUGGAGAGUAACACACCAAACAAAAUCUUGAUUUCUGAUUUUCAGCUUGAAGCUCAACUGAAGAACCGAAGCUGCUUUACUUUCAUGAAUCAAUCUAUGCUUCGAUCUCCUUCUAUUUCAAUCUCAUUCUCUCCUAAUCUCACCUUGUUCCCCUGCUUCGCCCAACCUGAUACUAACAAAUCUCAAUUAGAUGAACAUUUCGAAAACUAUAACAAGAUAGAUUGUAUCUCCACCGUGUACUAUAGAAUCCCAACAGCUGAUGAUUCUGCUUCCGAGAAAAUUGAAUUUCCUCGAGAGUGUUCACUGGUGCAGCUACCUCUGAAUUCUAGUGGAGACUCGGAUGAUUUGUUCAAUAUGAUAACUGCUAACUUUAGUCUAGAAUGGACUGUUUCUGAAGAAUGCCUUAGUUGUUUCCAUGGAGGAGGCCAGUGCCUUACUGCCAACAAUAACCAAUUCUACUGCAAAAAAGGAAAUAGGUUGACGGUGAUAUUAUUAGCUUCAUUGAUACCUGGAGUUGCAAUCCUUGUCUUGCUUGGCGGCUGCAUAUUUUGGUUACGAAAGAAAAAGUUGGGUGGCGCCUACCUUCUCUCAAGAAACCUUUCCUACGAUCCCUCCUCAAAAUCGGAUAUCGAAGAUGGAAGCUUCAACUUCGGCGUUCCUAUCUUCUCCUACACAGAGCUGGUGGACGCCACCGGCAACUUCGACCCAUCUAAAGAACUGGGAGAUGGAGGCUUCGGCACCGUCUACUACGGCAAGCUCCGCGACGGCAGGGAAGUCGCGAUCAAGCGCCUCUACGAGCACAACUACCGACGAGUGGAGCAGUUCCUGAACGAGAUCAAGAUCCUCACCAGUUUGAGGCACCCCAACCUGGUGUCCCUCUACGGCUGCACCUCGAGGCGGAGCCGCGAGCUCCUCCUCGUGUACGAGUACAUCCCCAACGGCACUGUGGCGGACCACCUCCACGGCGAGAGGGCCAGCGAGGCGCCCCUGACGUGGGGCGUGAGGAUGAGCAUUGCUAGAGAGACGGCCACGGCGCUGGCCUAUCUACACAAGUCCGACAUAAUCCACCGCGAUGUGAAGACCAACAACAUUCUGCUAGACAGCAACUUCUCCGUCAAAGUAGCGGAUUUCGGGCUGUCGAGGCUGUUCCCGAUCGACGUGACCCACAUCUCGACGGCGCCGCAGGGCACCCCGGGGUACGUGGACCCGGAGUACCACCAGUGCUACCAGCUGACGGACAAGAGCGAUGUGUACAGCUUCGGAGUGGUGCUGAUCGAGCUCAUCUCGUCCAUGCCGGCCGUCGACAUAAGCAGGCAUAAGCACGAGAUCAACCUGGCCAGCCUCGCCGUCAACAAGAUUCAGAGGUGCGCCUUUGACGAGCUGAUUGAUCCUUUCACGGGGUACAACUCCGACGCGGAGGCCACCAGGAUGACCACGUCGGUGGCGGAGCUGGCAUUCCGGUGCCUGCAGCUCGACAAGGAUAUGAGGCCAUCCAUGGAGGAGGUGGUGGCGUUUCUGCACGAUAUUCACACUGGGGGGGAUUGCGACUUCGAUCAGGUCAAAGGGGGUGCUCGUGAUUUGCAAGGGAAGAUACCGCCGUCGCCGGAGACGGAUGAGGUCGUGUUGCUCAAGAGUAGGAUUUAUCAGUCGUCGCCUACUGCUGUUACGGAUACGUGGAUUAGUAGUGACUCUACUACAGCCAGUUCUGUUGGCUGAUUUUUGUAUCUUAAUUUGUGUGUUAGGGGAUAUCAUGAUAUAUAUAUAAAUAUAUGAAUGGUUUAUAUAUUCUUUCUUUA